AUGAAAUAUGCUGAGUUUGAAGACUUCAGUAUGGAAGGGAUAUACAAAUAUCUCGAGAGGUGUUUUUCAGACUUCAAGCAGAGAGGCUUUGUUGUUGGAUACGAUACACGAGGUCAGGUGACCAGCAACUGCAGCAGUAAGAAACUUGCAAAACUCACCGCAGCAGUCCUGCUUGCUAAAGAUGUUCCAGUGUACUUGUUUUCAACUUAUGUCCCUACACCUUUUGUGCCCUAUGCUGUUCAGCAGCUCAAAGCUGUUGCUGGCGUAAUGAUUACAGCAUCCCAUAACCGUAAAGAGGAUAAUGGAUAUAAGGUGUAUUGGGAAAAUGGAGCUCAGAUCACAGCUCCUCAUGAUAAGGAAAUUCUGAAAUGUAUAGAAGAAUGUGUUGAGCCAUGGAACGGUUCUUGGAAUGAGAAUCUAGUAGACACUAGCCCUCUGAGACGAGAUCCUCUGGAGAAGAUUUGUGACAGUUACAUGGAGGAUCUGAAGAAGAUCUGUUUUCACAGGGAGCUGAAUGCAAAGACCAGCUUGAAGUUCGUGCACACAUCUUUUCAUGGAGUUGGACAUGACUAUGUACAAUUGGCUUUUAAAGCAUUUGGUUUUAAGCCUCCCAUUCCAGUACCUGAACAGAAGGAUCCAGAUCCAGACUUUUCUACUGUCAAAUGUCCAAAUCCUGAAGAAGGAGAAUCUGUGCUGGAGUUGUCUCUGAAGCUUGCAGAGAAUGAGAAUGCCAGGGUGGUAGUGGCCACAGAUCCCGAUGCAGACAGAUUGGCAGUGGCAGAGCUACAAGAGAAUGGUCGCUGGAAGGUGUUCACUGGCAACGAGCUGGCAGCUCUGUUUGGAUGGUGGAUGUUCUUCUGUUGGAGAGAGAACAGUUCCAAGGACGCUGAUGUGAAGAACGUUUACAUGUUAGCAACCACCGUGUCCUCAAAAAUUCUCAAGGCGAUUGCACUUAAGGAAGGUUUUCACUUUGAAGAAACACUACCUGGUUUUAAAUGGAUUGGAAGCAGAGUGAAAGAUCUCCUAGACAAUGGAAAAGAAGUUCUUUUUUCAUUUGAAGAGUCUAUUGGUUUCCUGUGUGGCACUUCAGUGUUGGAUAAAGAUGGCGUGAGUGCAGCUGUGGUGACAGCUGAAAUGGCAUCCUACCUGGAAACCAAGAACCUAACAUUGGCGCAGAAAUUAAUUGAGAUCUAUGAACUGUAUGGAUAUCACAUUUCAAAGACCUCCUAUUUCUUGUGCUAUGACCCUCCUACUAUCAAGAGGAUAUUUGAAAAGCUUCGGAAUUUUGAUGCUCCAAAAUCCUAUCCAAAGGCUUGUGGUCCUUUUAAUAUAUUGCACAUAAGGGAUGUGACCACUGGCUAUGAUAGCAGCCAGCUUAAUAACAAAUCAGUUCUGCCUGCGAGUAAGAACAGUCAGAUGAUCACCUUCACGUUUCAGAACGGCUGCGUUGCCACUCUCCGCACAAGUGGAACUGAACCAAAGAUAAAGUAUUAUGCGGAGAUGUGUGCUCCACCCGGACAAAGUGACAAAACCUUUCUGGAAGAGCAACUACAGAAACUCAUUGAAGCUUUGGUUGAGAAUUUCCUUGAGCCCAGUAAGAAUGGACUGAUCUGGCGCUCUGUUUAGUUUGCUUCUGGUUGGUUAAAGAAGUGACUCCUUGCACUGCAUCACGUGGAACAAAGAAACCAAGAACAGAAGACCUUCAUUUAGCAUUCAUUUAAUAUAUGUGUGUGUUAUUAACUGGCUAAAUUCUUAAGACCUAUAAAGAAGUAGCAUCUUUUUGUCAGUUUUCUUACAAAAAGGCAAGCCUGCCUGACUGAUUUGAAAGGAGCUGAUGUUGUUUUCCUGUUCUUUUGACCAAAAACACAUUUGCAUUAGUGGAAAGCAAUUAACUUUAAAACGAAGGACUCCAGAAGGGUCACGACAGCUAAACCCUAUGGUUGCCUGAGCCUGUUGGGUUUCAUGUUCACCUAACUUCAAAUACCUUAGCAAUUUUUGGUUUGAAAGACUACAUCAGAAAGCUCUGUUAGUCGGAAGGGAAUAAGCGAUCGCAUCAGACUGACAAAAGAAGCCUGCUUCUUCAUAGCUGUGGUGUGAGUGUAGGUAUCAUCUACUGUUACAGGUCUUAAUUUACCAAGUAUGAUAAAAUAGAGUUCCUAAGUAGGAUUUCUAGUUUAGGCAAGUGGUUACAGUAUAAUUUGUAGCUAUUUAAAUAUCCUUCUGUUAUCAAAGGUGCUCUUGGUGCAUUGUAUCUCUUCCUGUGUGUAUCUUAAGGAAAUGUUUACUUGACAGUGAAACAACAGUGGCAAUCCAUGCAAUGCUAUUUGCAGCUUGGUUUUGAUUGGUCUAACAGUGCCUUUCCUAGGGCUUCCACGUGAGAGAGAAAUUGGACUAUAUUUUGGGAUUCAAUUAGUCAUUCUAGCCCCCAAAGGUCUAUUGAGCAUGAUGUUAAUCCAUUUAGGUUUCAUCCACUUCAUAAACAUCCUCCAGUUUUCUGAAUCUCAGUCCUUAUCUGAGAUGAGAAGCAUGUGGGGUUUUGGGGUUUUUUUAAAAGGCAGACUUAAAAAGAAGUCUUGGGAAUACAGAGACUUAAACCCUGGGGGAAUUUCCAUAUAACUGCUUUAAAUUGUGCUGUCCCUGUACUGUUCUUAUUUGUGAGAAAGGGAACUAAGGGAAAUGAGACUGGGGCUGUGAAUAAUGACCCCCUUACUCAUUCUCCUCUUCAUGGUUUACAGUUUUACUUGCUGGCCAACCCCUUGUGGUGUCUGCAUCCCUAUCCUCCCUAUACAAUCACUUUAUUGUAAGUUUUUUAGCUACUACUUAUAAUUAACAACUGGUCCCUUCUGCUCUGCCUGGAACCUGAUACUGCUAAUCCCAGUUGAGACCAGUUAAAAACGCUAAAGUAGCCUUUAAGAAAAACAUGCCUUUCAUGUUCUGAAUGUAGGAUGGCUUUGGAAAGCUCCUUUAACACCUGAAAAAGGGUUUACUGCUUAGCCUGUUCCUUUGGUGCCACAUCAUGAUGGUCACUAAAUCGACCGCUAAAUCACUGAUUUAUAAACCUUUCACAAUAAGGAUAGUCAUGCUCUGGACUCCUAGCCAAUACGGCCCUAAAAUAAGUAACUAGAUCAAAUAGACACGGAAAACACCCGUGUACUUCAUCUGCCUAAACAUGGCUAUAAGACUCCUCCGGGUUUUUUUGGUGAAGCUACUUUUAAAUGGGUGUAUAGCCACGUUUAUGUAGCCCAAGAGGCACUUCAGUUUAAACCAAUGUUUUGCCACUGUUGCUAAAUCUUUGACUGUGUCCUCCACCUUAUUAUACCCUUAUAGCUGGACUUCAGAGGGCUGUGCAGAAUGGCACCACAUGUUUCUCAGCUAGGCGGAUGUAAAGAGUACCGUGUAUCUGUGCGGGUAUUGGAUAUUUCAUGCUGACCGAAGCUUUGCACUAUGACCGUAAAUAAGUAUUUUAGUUGUAUAUGAAUGUACGCAUACUGCAGGAAGUUUUGUCUGUGUUGCACAAGUUCUUAUUUACAAGCAAUAUUUAUUUAUUUUUAUUUCAAGAGAAAAGUGAUUUCCAAGCUGUCUGCACCGUUGAGUGAAAUGUCUGUAAUGCCAAAAAGGGUAAUUUGUUGUUGUUUUUUUGUAUAUUUGAUUGCUGUAGUGGAGGCAAAUGGGUGAAAGCAAUUGAUCUUGAGCGCUCAUGAUAUAUUGCACGGCAUGGCGGGAGGUACCCGUGAGAUGGGAGAAAAUCCUCUGUAGCUUGCCGCUUGGUGUUGAAUUUCCAUAGAAGAAAAGAUUCGGGCCCUGCUGAAGUGAGUGGAAUUUUUGCCAUUCAUUUCGCAGGCAGUAGGUUCAAACCGCUCUGGGGUUUUAAUCUAUUUAGUAAUUCGGAAGAGAACAACUCAUUUUGGUGUGGCAUGAACAAAGCUAAACAUUGCAGAAGAAGCAAAUAGCGUUGUGUUAUGUGGUUGGCCAGCUCUGCAUACAGCGUAGCCGAUGCUUGAUGAAAACUGAGUGCCUCUGGCAAAGAGCUGAGCACUUCUCCCAGUUUAAAUCAGGCCCCAGGGCUGCACUUUCAGUUAGCUGGAUGUCCUAAACACAACAGAAAGCUGUUUUGUGAUAGACAUUCAAAUCUACUUCCCUAGGAGCCCAUUAGCCAAGUGUGGUCUGGAUCUCAUCCGCUUAAUAGAGGAUGGAAACAUCUUAGUGCAUAUAGUCUUAAAUGCUUAAAAGAUUAAAAAUUGGGGUGGUAGGGGCAUGGAGGGGGCUGAGCCUUAACAAAUCUGAGAAGUUGAGUAUCUGGUUCUCUUAAUUCACAGGCUCACCCCCCUCCCUUCGUCCUUGAGCAGUACGGCGUGGAAGUAGUAUUGCUUUGGGAGUGUCGGCGACUGACUCCAGGAUGAAUGUGUUCUAAGGGUAUAAUAAUUAUUGCUGUUCAAAUUGCUGCUACCAGUAUUUUCCACUGAUGUCUCUGUAAUGCUUGACGUAUCCAUACUAUUCCAUUGGAGGAAGACUUUUCCUUUGUCUUGCCUUUGCAUCACCACCUCCCUACUUUUGUUACUGUGAAAUGAUGUCAUUCUGUUACCUCGCUGCCGAGUAACUUUUGCUGUGCCACUGUGCUUCCAAGUGCUUUGGACUUGUGGACUAUUCUUACUAGCUUUUGUUUUCACUGUGUGAGAAGGGGAGCGAUCCUUGAGCUGAUCAACCCCUUCUGGUUUCGUCUUGAUGUUUGACUCCGCUUUUUCCUGUUUUUAUAAUGGGUUUGUGUAGAGGAAAUCCUCAUGUUGCAGCUGUAUGACAGCCAGUGAUUUGUGUUUGGCAUUUGAUAAGUUUGAGGGUGGGGGGAGGGUUGUUUUGCACUGCUACAUACGGAGGGGUUGAUCCUGUCUCAUUCUAGUUCUCUGGCAAAAUCCCCCUGGCUCCCAUGGGACUAGGAGAUGGCCCCAGUAGCACAGGAAUUGCCAGCCAAUUUCAAAUAUUUAUAAUACACCUUUUGUACUUACGUCUAGGCCCCUAUCUCAUUCAGGACAGGAUGUUCUGUUCACUCAGUAGAAACAAAAUCAAGACCUGUUGAUCACUUCAAGUGGGGUUCACACUGCUGCUCUCCAUAACUGGGCAGUACUUCUAGCUGCGGCAGGAGCAGAUAGAGAAAGCUCCUGAAUGUAGGUCCUCCUGCCUGGAAGCAACACAGCGAUGCAACGCGGACAACCUGCCAGUCGGUUGUAGAGCAGAAUUUACUCCCCUGCUCUAUGUGCACCGGGUGUGUUGUUUUGCCAUCAAAUUGGGAAUGAAUAAAUAGAAUACAGUUAAUUUUAAGCUCUCCUCAACCUCCUUGAACCCACCAGAAUUCACUCUUAGACCCAGUAAAGUGUGAAUGGGAAUCACGUACUGGGGUCUGGCCGACAAGAUCAGGCCAAUGCUGAAUGCCCCGUUAAAUGUAAAGCUGUUUGUGGCACCUCAGGCCUUUGUGCAUGAGCAUGUAGGAGCUUAAUAAAUGGAAACCAGCCCAGGGCAGGAGCCAGAAUAAAGUAGUUCUACGCUCGAUCGAUCUUCCAAGCCAUUAACAGCAACUCACUUGCUUUGCACUGAGUUUAGCAAGCUGCCCAGUUUUCCUUUGUGGGCUCCGAAGAGAGCCUUUUCUCCCUUAGCACAGAGGAUGCAGGAUACAGCUAACUUUGUUUCAGCCUGGGACAGCAGUAAUGUGUGAGGGUCCCCGUACCCGCAAAGGGCUGAUCGAGACUGGUUUUUCAACUGUCCCUGCAUCUCUGCGGGCAGGAUGCCAUUAUAACACUGCUAGCCCUGGUUCUGCAGUACUUGAAUAGGACCAGUCCCUUUUCAUACCACUCCACACGUGCCAGACUGCUACCCUCCUGUGGUGUUCAUCAGAGCAUUCAGAUUGGCACCCCUGAUCCCAAAGGGGUGUUUCAGAAAAACACCCUCACUGUGUGCAGAUGUGGCCUCGAAGCUCCAGCACCAGCACAAGCUUUGGCGUAGUCACUGCUGCUUUCAGGCACAGCCAAGCUGCUGCUGUCACAGUAGCAAAGUAACCCCUGAGCGCCUAAAGCUGUGAGCCCCAGUCCUAAAACUGGCCGGGCAGAGGCCCAUUACAGCACAGGGUGCCUGCGUGCCCUCACCAGGGACAACCUGCUCGCUGUGACACCAUCUAGGAAAUGCCUGUGGCUGUGGUGGUAGGAUCAUUUGCCAAGACGCUUCUCUCUCGAUACGGAGGCGAUCGGUUGAUGUAAUACAUGGGGGGCCCAAGACACAGCCAGCGUAGUUUCAUUGCAGGGUGGUGUGUGAAGCUUGUGUAGCAGAGCUACGCUCCCCACACCACUGUGCAGCACAGCAGUCGUAACCCCAGCUGCAUGGCGAGGGUCACAGGUUGAGAUCAGCAGUCCCCCCCCAGCAAGGGGGAUUCCUCCUGCCCCCUUUCCAAGCCUAGCUCCUGGUUCUUGCCACUUGGGGAAUCUUUUUGCCAUUAAAAGGGAAAUUAUUAGUCCUAAAAUUUAAGUUCCUCCCUUUAUCAGCACUCCUGGUGCCUGUAAGUCUGAAUGACUUCAAGAAGCACCUGCUACAAGCAGGCGAGCUUUUCCUGCUCCAAUGAAGGGAAGGAGACAUGGUGAAGCCUGGAUACUGAAAGCCUAAUCCUGAUUCCAGGUCCAUAUUCAGCUAUUUCCCUUGCAUGCUCAGUAGCUGAUUCUUCUAAUAGUACCCAUGAUAUCUGAAGUAGCAUUGUGCUCCUGAUGUAGACCCUUAGAGUUUCAGAUCUGUACCUGUCUUUGUUACCUAUCCUAUAUCUUUUUUUUUCCGUUUAAGAUAUUAGGGUGUAUUAUAAAUGCAGACUGAGAAUUUGCACUUUUCUGUAUGUAUUAUUACGUGGACUUAGCUGAAUGAAGUGUUGUAAUAAAACGUUCUCUUCGUAGUA
Molecule: messenger RNA, 6922 nt
Organism: Alligator sinensis (Chinese alligator)
Lineage: Eukaryota; Metazoa; Chordata; Crocodylia; Alligatoridae
Product: glucose 1,6-bisphosphate synthase
Exons: 13
Coding region: 1-1626 (541 amino acids)
Biological process (GO): carbohydrate metabolic process
Molecular function (GO): intramolecular phosphotransferase activity; glucose-1,6-bisphosphate synthase activity
Source: RefSeq, a predicted model, not a curated record